GCAGAGUACUGUGUUUGGGUGGCGCCCAGUGCAGCAGCAGUGCUGCACAGAGCCUGAGGUGAGGAACACAACCACAGUUACCUGCGCAGGUUUUAAGGUGAUAUUCAUAGCCGAGCUGACAAUUCUCUGUCUGUAUCCAAAGGGCUCCCAAUUCCUUCAUCCUCUUUUUGACACUGCUCAACAUGUUUCAGGCAAAGAGAUUAAUUGGUGGCCUCAUAGAUAUCUUAAGCCCUGCUGACGCCAGUCAGUUUGCGCCUUCAGACCCUCCUCCACCUCGUAGGCCACUGGCGUAUGCAGAGCAGAAUGAGACUGAAGAGGAAAGGCAGUUCCGAAAGAUCUUUAAACAGCUUGCUGGUGAUGACAUGGAAAUCAGCCCCUGUGAGCUGAAGAACAUUCUAAACUCAAUUAUUACAAAACGUACUGAUUUGAAGACGGAUGGUUUCAGCAUUGAGUCCUGCAGGGGCAUGGUGGCAGUCAUGGAUCAUGACAACACGGGUAAACUGGGCUUCCAUGAGUUCAAACAUCUGUGGAACAACAUCAAGAAAUGGCAGGGGGUCUACAAGUCUUAUGAUCAAGACAGAUCUGGAGUUAUAGGUGCAGAUGAGCUCCCCGCUGCCUUCAGAGCUGCAGGUUUCCCUUUGAGUGAUGUGCAGUACCAGAUGAUAGUUCGUAGAUACAGUGAUGAAAACGGCAACAUGGAUUUUGACAACUACAUUGGUUGCCUUGUGAGGCUGGAUGCCAUGUGUCGUGCCUUCAAAACUCUUGAUGUGGACAACAAUGGAACCAUUAAGCUUAAUCUUCAAGAGUGGCUGCAGAUGACCAUGCACUAAGAAGAAAUAUACCCAGAUGAUGUAUCGGAGGAUGCCCAAGUGAAACAUUCAUCUUUUUGCCAUAGUUAUUCACUUUUUAUUAGAUUAUUUUGUUGUCAAGGACAUAAGAUGUGGCCCUUUCUAUGUAACGAAAGUCCAAACUGGGUCAUUUUUUUACAUUCCUAGUAUAGUGAGUGGGAUCAUUAUCUGCAGAAGUUACAUGGCAACUAUCUUAAAAACUUUCUAACUUAAGUUUGUCUCUGCAUGAAACAAUUUUUAAUUAAAGUACUUUUUUGUUGAAA
Molecule: messenger RNA, 1111 nt
Organism: Scleropages formosus (Asian bonytongue)
Lineage: Eukaryota; Metazoa; Chordata; Actinopteri; Osteoglossiformes; Osteoglossidae
Product: calpain small subunit 1-like
Exons: 11
Coding region: 183-830 (215 amino acids)
Cellular component (GO): calpain complex
Molecular function (GO): calcium ion binding
Source: RefSeq, a predicted model, not a curated record